AUGUCUCCGUCCAGGAUGGAGAUAUUGCCGUGCCUCCAUCCACUUGGAUGGAGGCAAACUAUGCCUCCAUUACUUGGAUGGAGACAUGGUGCCUCCAUCCAUUGGAUGGAGGCACCAUGUCUCCAUCUACUUGGACUGAGGGAUGGAGGCACCCAUCCAUCCCUCCGUCCAAGUAGGCAUGGUGCCUCCAUCCACUUGGAUGGAGGGAAACUCAAUGCCUCCAUUCAGGAUAGAAACACGGGGGUGUCUCCAUCCUGGAUAGAGAUUUCCUUCUUGUCUUCUCUUUACCAAGGAUUACAAGAAACAACGUUCUCUUUAUCUUCUUCCUAUCUUGUUGGCUGCUGUGAUCGGGUUCUUUUCGAUUUGGGAGGGGGCGAAACCGAGAGGCUCUCGUCGAUGAACAUGUUCCGAACAUUGAUAAACCGGCGGGCGAGUAGGUCAAUUAAGACGUGGGGACUGGCGGAGGCACCAAAAUGGAUGGUAUGGCGGCGGAGCUUCAUCGACGGCCACUUGCUCACCAAAGAGCAGGUGUCCCGGCUCGAAUCCAGGAAUCUGAAACCAUAUAUUGUUCACGUUGCUCAACCUACCGGUUCCCCAGUCGAUGACGAUCUGCUUAGCUACUAUCACACAUUUUUGCCCAAAACCGCAGCAGGUGAGGAAUCUCGCAUGCUCUAUGCCUACAAUAUUGCGAUUACUGGUUUUGCUGCUUAUUUAUCACCUGAGGAAGUGAAGGCAAUGGAAAAGAUUCCUGGAUUCUACUUGGCUAGAGAGCCACGUGCAGUGACUUUUUUUGAAUUGGGUUCGAACCAAAAUAUGGGAUUCCAGAAAGGUAAAGGUUUGAUUUCGAAAGUCAAAGAAUGGACAUCAAUGAGUGAAUCAAUGAGGAAAGAAUGGUCGCAGAGCAAAACACAGGAGGCAAAUUUGGGUGAAGAAACCAACGGCAGCAACUGA
This is a messenger RNA of Fraxinus pennsylvanica, 951 nucleotides long. Lineage: Eukaryota; Viridiplantae; Streptophyta; Magnoliopsida; Lamiales; Oleaceae. The record is from the annotation of a GenBank genome assembly.